Castor canadensis (American beaver) is the source of this 1986-nucleotide messenger RNA. It is a transcript of the gene Bfsp1, whose product is annotated as beaded filament structural protein 1. NCBI's taxonomy places the organism in Eukaryota, Metazoa, Chordata, Mammalia, Rodentia, Castoridae. Gene Ontology annotation, biological process: lens fiber cell development. The record is from RefSeq and is a predicted model, not a curated record. Gene Ontology annotation, cellular component: intermediate filament; cytoplasm. Gene Ontology annotation, molecular function: structural constituent of eye lens.
AUGUACCGCCGCAGCUAUGUUUACCAGGCCCGCCAGGAGCAGUACGAGCGCGCCGAGCAAGAGUCCGCGCGCCCGGCCGAGGAGUCGCGGGUGGCGGCGCCCAGCCUGGUGGCGCUGCAGGCCCUGGGCGAGCGCGUGGCCGCCCACAUCCAGCGGGCCCGGGCGCUGGAGCAGCGCCACGCGGGCUUGCGGCGACAGCUGGAUGCCUUCCAGCGACUGGGCGAGCUGGCGGGUCCCGAGGACGCCCUCGCCCGUUACGUCGAGGGCAACCGCCAGCGCGCCCGGGACCUGGCGGCCGAGCGCGCCAGGCUGGAGCGCCAGGGCGCAGAGACGCAGCGCGCACUUGACGAGUUCCGGAGCAAGUAUGAAAAUGAGUGUGAAUGUCAACUGGUGCUGAAAGAAAUGCUUGACCGGCUUAACAAGGAAGCUGAUGAAGCUUUGCUGAAUAAUCUGCACCUUCAGCUUGAAGCCCAGUUUCUGCAAGACGAUAUCACUGCAGCCAAGGACAGGUACAAAAAGAAUCUUCUGGAAAUUCAGACUUACAUCAGCAUCCUGCAGCAGAUCAUCCAGACUGCUCCUCCAGUGUCCACCAUUGCUGGUGGGAUCAGGGAGGAGAAGCUCCUGACAGAACGGGAAGUGGCUGUCCUACAGAGUCAGCUGGAGGAGGGCCGAGGGGUGCUGUCCCACCUGCAGGCACAGAGAGCUGAGCUGCAGGCCCAGACAACAACCCUGGAACAGGCUAUUAAAAACGCCCACGAGUGUUACGAUGAUGAGAUACAGCUUUACAAUGAGCAGAUUGAGAGCCUGCGGAAGGAGAUCGAAGAGGCUGAGCGGACGCUGGAGAAGUCUUCCUAUGACUGCCGGCAGCUGGCUGUGGCCCAGCAGACCCUGAGGAACGAGCUGGACCGAUAUCAUCGGAUCAUCGAGAUUGAAGGCAACAGGCUGAGCUCUGUCUUCACUGAGACUCCUGUCAUUCUGUUCACUCCAAGCCAUGGGACUUCUCUCAGCCUUGGAUCUACUGAGAAAGAUCUCACCAGGGCUGUGCAGGAUAUAACAACAGCUAAACCAAGACAAAAAGGCCUCCCCAAGAACAUUCUAAGAAGAAAGGAGAUUAUAACUCAAGACAAAGGAGGUGAAACUCUGGAAGAUGCACCAUUAAAAAGUGUGCAAGACACAAAGCCAGAGCAGGUGGAACUUAAAGAGGAAGGUGAAACUCCCUUGGAAUCAGGGGGUGGAGAAGAAAGUCCACCAACCCAAGAAGGGGGUCCAGAAGAUGUGCCAGAUGGGGGGAAGAUAAGCAAAGCCUUUGGGAAACUCUGCAAAAUUGUCAAGGAGAAAGUAAGAGGCCCCAAAGAACCCACACCUGAGCCCUCCCUUGACCUCUACACCAAAGGACGGCAUGUGCUGGUCACAGGGGAUGCCAGUUAUGUGGACCCUGAGUUCCAUUCCUCCUCCAUCCCAGCCAGAGGUGGGGUGGUAGUUUCCAUUGAUGAAGAUGCUAUGCAUCAUGAUGACCAUGUGGAACCAUCUCCUGAGCAGCCCACACCACCUUUGGAGGAUGGACCAGGGAGUUCCCAGGAGAGGGAAGGUGGGCACUCCAGCAACGAGCAGUCUACAGACAAGGAGAAUGAGACAAAUGCCAAAGAACUGAAAGAUCCCAGAGAGAAAGGUGAUGGCCAGAAGGAAGAUGAGGGGUCCAGAAAAACUUGCCCUAUGAUCAUGCCUGGUCCAGAGGGAUCAUCUACACCCCAUUCUCAAAGGAUUGGAGCCAAUCAAGGUAGAUCAGAGGGCCCUGGGAGAAAGAGCAGCAGCCUGCUGGAAAAAAGUUCUCCAAAGGCCUUGGCUUUUAAGAAGGUGGAGGUAGUGGAAUCCAUUGAGAAGAUGUCAACAGAGAGCAUUCAGACGUAUGAAGAGACUGCAGUAAUUGUGGAGACAGUGAUCGGAAAAACAAAGGUCAACAAGAAAUUGGGAGAGAAGACCUCCUGA